AUCAUUACCAAAAAUCAGGGACAUUUUGUUCAGGCGGUAUUUUUUGACAGCGGUCUCAUUUAGGCGUUACUGCGCAUGCGUCGGAAUAUCAGCUCACCCAAAACAAAAUGGCGGAGGGAAGACAGAGAUCAAGAAGAAUUGAUUAUAAAGCACUGAAUAAUGUUUCAUCUGCCGAUUUUAAUUUCGAUUUUCAAAGAAAACGAAAGUAUAAAAGUGGAUCAAAGGUAUAUGAUGUGGAAAGGAUAAUAAGUCAGCGAAUUACCUCCAGAAACGGGGAUAAAGAGUACCUAGUGAAGUGGAAAAAUUGGCCGAUUUGGACUAGUACUUGGGAGCCAGCGAAUCAUUUAACAGAAGCUUUGAUUAGAUCUUACCUAUUCCCUGUAAUAACACCUGAAAGACUAGAAAAUGCAUCAGCUUUGUUUUUGGAGGGGAUUACAAGCAUCUUGAAAUCCAAGGCAGUAAAAGCUGUACAUAGCACCGAAAUCCGUAUUGAUCAUGACAUAGUAAGAUACAUAUUUAAGGGCUGUGGUAAAUUAGCUGCUGACAAGAAGUCUAUGUUUUAUGAGAAAUCUGAUUUCAAAAGAUUUGGCCUUCCAGUGUAUUGGUAUUACUUCCUGGAUGAACAUGGACAAGGAAUUACAGUGGAUUUCCCCAUCAAAAUCAAAACUGUCCUUUCAUACACAAAAGCUUACUACAUAGUGUCAUGUGGGAAAUUAGAAAAGAGCCCAACAUCUCCUGUAGAAAAAAUAGUUAUAACUUUAAAUAGGAAAGCUUGUGAUCAGCACAAUUUGUUUGUUUGAUUUUUUUUAUAAUAUAUUUUUUUAUCAUUCAUAGGAUUUAAUAAUAUAUGACUCAAUAGAAUAAUAUAUGUAUAUACAAAGAAAUUGUUAUAACAUCACCAAGGAAAUGUUGAAUAGUUUUAAAAUUAUUUACAUGACAA
Molecule: messenger RNA, 940 nt
Organism: Nematostella vectensis (starlet sea anemone)
Lineage: Eukaryota; Metazoa; Cnidaria; Anthozoa; Actiniaria; Edwardsiidae
Exons: 3
Coding region: 108-800 (230 amino acids)
Source: RefSeq, a predicted model, not a curated record